This is a messenger RNA of Drosophila biarmipes, 482 nucleotides long. Its product is annotated as larval cuticle protein A2B. Lineage: Eukaryota; Metazoa; Arthropoda; Insecta; Diptera; Drosophilidae. Bases 106 to 417 code for a protein of 103 amino acids. Gene Ontology annotation, cellular component: extracellular matrix. The transcript has 2 exons. The record is from RefSeq and is a predicted model, not a curated record.
GCGACAAUGGGCCAAGCGGCGGCCUAUAAAAGAGGUCUGAGUCCCUCUCCUAGUCACCAGUCGAGUGCUCUCCAUAGCUCCAUCUGCAUCUUCUAGUUUUUCACAAUGAAUGUCCUGCAUUCCAGCAUUGCCUUCUGCCUGAUCCUGAGCGCUCUCGUCGCUGUUCAGGCCGGGAUUAUUGCUAGCCAUCCCGAUGAACUGAUUGCCAGUCCUGCCCAGUACGAGUUCCACUACUCGGUCCACGACAGCCACACGGGCGACGUAAAGGAUCAGUUCGAGCACCGCCGUGGGGAGUACGUCACGGGGCGCUACUCCCUCAUAGAACCCGAUGGCCACCGUCGCAUUGUGGACUACACCGCCGAUCCGCUGCUGGGUUUCAAUGCCCAAGUUCGUCGGGAACCCCUUUCUCGCUAUUGAGCUCGGUUCUCAGUAGAAUCAAGGAUCUAACCUGCUGACCGGAUACGAUAUAACUGACCUAAUUA